This is a messenger RNA of Pyrgilauda ruficollis (rufous-necked snowfinch), 1765 nucleotides long. RefSeq names its product TATA-box binding protein associated factor 8 (gene TAF8). Gene Ontology annotation, molecular function: protein heterodimerization activity. The record is from RefSeq and is a predicted model, not a curated record. Bases 27 to 938 code for a protein of 303 amino acids. NCBI's taxonomy places the organism in Eukaryota, Metazoa, Chordata, Aves, Passeriformes, Passeridae. Gene Ontology annotation, biological process: transcription initiation at RNA polymerase II promoter. The transcript has 8 exons. Gene Ontology annotation, cellular component: transcription factor TFIID complex.
UGCGCACAGCUCCAUAUGGCUCCAAGAUGGCUGACACAGCGUCCGGGGGCUCCGGCACGAGGGCGGGCAGCAAGCAGGCGGGCACCCCCGCAGACAAUUACCAGCUGGCGCGGCGCCGCACGCUGCAGGUGGUGGUGAGCUCGCUGCUGACCGAGGCCGGCUUCGAGAGCGCCGAGAAGGCGGCGGUGGAGACGCUCACCGAGAUGAUCCAGAGCUAUAUUUCAGAAAUUGGGAGGAGUGCCAAGUCCUACUGCGAGCACACAGCCAGGACCCAGCCCACGCUCUCAGACAUCGUGGUGACCCUGGUGGAGAUGGGCUUCAACGUGGAAACUCUUCCCGCCUACGCCAAGCGUUCCCAGAGGAUGGUGAUCACUGCCCCUCCAGUGACAAACCAGCCAGUGACCCCGAAAGCCCUCACAGCUGGGCAGAACAAGCCUCACCCACCCCACAUUCCCGGCCAUUUCCCAGAGUUCCCAGAUCCUCACACCUACAUCAAGACCCCAACGUACCGGGAGCCGGUGUCCGAUUACCAGGUGCUGCGGGAGAAGGCGGCCUCGCAGCGCAGGGACGUGGAGAGAGCCCUCACCCGCUUCAUGGCCAAGACUGGAGAGACCCAGAGCCUCUUCAAGGACGAUGUCAGCACAUUCCCACUGAUUGCUGCCAGGCCUUUCACUGUGCCCUACCUGACAGCUCUGCUCCCCUCCGAGCUGGAGAUGCAGCAGAUGGAGGAGACGGAUUCCUCGGAGCAGGACGAGCAGACGGACACCGAGAACCUCCCGCUGCACAUGAGCACGGAGGACGCAGGAGCCGAGAAGGAGAACACCUCAGUGCUGCAGCAGAGCAGCUCCCUGGCAGGCAGCAGGAACGGCGAGGAGAACGUCAUCGACAACCCCUACCUGCGGCCCGUGAAGAAACCCAAAAUCCGCAGGAAGAAGUGAGGGGGGACCCGAAAUCCCCCUGGGAAUUCCCGUGGGAUUCCGGCCAGGGCUCAGGAGGGGCAGCCCAGCUGAGGGGGGACCCGAAAUCCCCCUGGGAAUUCGCCUGGGAUUCCAGCCAGGGCUCAGGAGAGGCAGCCCAGCUGAGGGGGGACCCGAAAUCCCCCUGGGAAUUCCCGUGGGAUUCCGGCCAGGGCUCAGGAGAGGCAGCCCAGCUGAGGGGGGACCCGAAAUCCCCCUGGGAAUUCGCCUGGGAUUCCAGCCAGGGCUCAGGAGAGGCAGCCCAGCUGAGGGGGGACCCGAAAUUCCCCUGGGAAUUCCCGUGGGAUUCUGGCCAGGGCUCAGGAGGGGCAGCCCAGCUGAGCGGGGACCUCUCCGUGGUGAACUCCGCUCCCACCCUGGUCUCCCUCUGCUCGCUGCUCCAGGAAAUCCAGCUGGGAAUUCCCUGGGGGAAUUCGGCUCCCGCUGCGGGGAUUUAAUUUCUGAAGGGCUGAGGGACACGGGGCUCGGGGGGCUUGGAUUUGGAGAACCCAGGGACUGGAUUUGGAUUUGGAGAACCCAGGGACUGGAUUUGGGAUUGGAUUUGGAGGACCAAAGGGUUGGAUUUGGAUUUGGAGGACACAGGGAUUGGAUUUGGGUUUGGACUUGGAGAACCCAGGGACUGGAUCUGGAUUUGGAGGACACAGGGAUUGGAUUUUAAUUUGGGUUUGGAGAACCCAGGGACUGGAUUUGGGAUUGGAUUUGGAGGACCAAAGGGUUGGAUUUGGAUUUGGAGGACACAGGGAUUGGAUUUGGGUUUGGACUUGGAGAACCCAGGGACUGGAUCUGGA